CGUACACAUAUUCUCGCACCAGAUCAAAUUUGACAAUGCAACAUAACAUGGAAAACAAAACGGAUUAUUUAAACCAAAAAAUGCUGAAACCGUUGAUGCCAGAAGAUAUGAGAAGUGAACUCAUAGCAGCUUUGAAAACGCAAAACGUUCAACAUAAUCGAUCAACAUCUGUUAGAAAUUUCAAGAAGUACGCAAGCAGUUAUGGCCCGGCUACUUCAAACGAAGCAGACAAACGUGCCCAGCUCAGAUUGCAAGCAAUUCAGGAAAUUCGAACUUCGGAAGUAUCUUAUCUCAAACAGUUGGAUUUACUUAUUAAGCAUUUCGUGACGCCUCUCAAAUCGAAUGGACUUAUGCAGGAGCGAGAACACAACAACAUCUUUGGCCAACUCGAGACGAUAUACAACUUAAGUCAGGAACUCUUGAAAAAAUUGGACGAUGAUCUGGACAAUGUUGUGCGAGCUUUCAUGAACCUCGGACCUUUUUUCAAACUUUAUUCGGUAUACGCUUUCGAUUACCGAAACUCACUGUGUACACUGCAGACACUCAUGCAAAAAAAUUCUGCUCUGAGCAAGUUUAUCACAAACACUGAAUCUCAUCCUGAGGUGCAAAUGAAGCUGAUCUCGUUGUUGAUAACACCUAUCCAGCGUAUCCCACGCUAUAGGCUGCUACUCCAGCAGGUACUGCUUUACACGAGUCCCUCGGAUGCGUCCUACAAGCAGCUGCAGCAAUCAAUUCGUCUUGUCGAGCAGUCCGUUUCGCAUAUCAACUCCGUUGUCGAAGACUACGAAAACACGCAGAGGUUGAUUGUGGUUCAAAACUGCCUCACAAACAAAUCGUUGAAAAUCGUGAAACCGGGGAGGAAAAUCUUGAAGGAGGGCGUUCUGAAGAAGGUUAAAACUGAUGGAACCACUUCCAAAAAGUAUUGUAUUCUCAUGUCCGAUAUGUUUAUCUACUGUCGGAUGCUGAAGGAUCAAGAUCAUAUAUUUAUGGAUAAUGGACUUGAGUGUUGUUGUAUCUUUCCCCUCAAGAAGUGCAAAGUCAUGGAGUUGUUUAGGGGAAACUUCAAAAUAGCUUGCAGUGGGGAUGGGACUAUCUUCAGUGCAGACACCGUGGAGCAAAGCCAGAGUUGGUUGCAAGCGGUUCGCGAGGCAGUGGAACUGCACGUUCAAUGCAGGAAAACUCUCCGGAAACUUUCUAGUAACAGGAAACCAAUGCGCAAAAAACACAUUCAGCGGUUGGAGGCUGAGGAUGAUCAUCUCUGGUUGCUCCGACGCAAAAUGGCAAGCCCUGCUAAAUCGCCGAAGCGACGCAGCUUGUUGUGGCCAUUCCACAAUUUGGAUUGUUUGAAAGCGAAUCAUUCCUUCCAAGAUGAAUCGAUUGUAGGCAAAACGCACUACGAAUCAUCCGGUCUUCUCAAUGGAAGAGCGUUACAACAAAAUGAACCAUUACCAAACAGAAUAAAUGAUUCUCUCGUUAUUACUCCAUCGAACGGUAGUGGGACAAGUGGAAAAAAACACGUGCAUUUUCAGUUGCCCGCCUCGUACUAUAAACGUUAAAUAGUAUCUUAAAUGACAAGUGUUUUUUUAUCUGUCAUAUGUAAUAAGGCUGUAUUUUUUUAUUGAAUCUCAUUCGAUUCUCGUAAUAUGUAUAAGUUGUAUGUUUUUUUUAUUUUUUAAAUAAAUUAUUCUGCAGAUUUUCAAA
This is a messenger RNA of Toxorhynchites rutilus septentrionalis, 1701 nucleotides long. It is a transcript of the gene RhoGEF4, whose product is annotated as putative protein tag-52. Lineage: Eukaryota; Metazoa; Arthropoda; Insecta; Diptera; Culicidae. Gene Ontology annotation, biological process: intracellular signal transduction. The record is from RefSeq and is a predicted model, not a curated record. Gene Ontology annotation, cellular component: cytoplasm. Bases 36 to 1556 code for a protein of 506 amino acids. The transcript has 4 exons. Gene Ontology annotation, molecular function: guanyl-nucleotide exchange factor activity.